GUAUGUUAAAUAGUAUACCUCGUAAUAGGUCACAUUCUGAUGUUAAAAUUUAUCUUUUGUAUUUUACAGUUUUCUCCAACAGUGCAUGAAGCACUGCAAGCAGGAAAACUUAAUGGAAACCUUAGGGAUGAGUUUACUAGGGACAUUUGUUCUUCUAUUAAAGCUCAUACAAUGUUUCCAUCCAGAGAAGAAAAACAAAGAGUGGCGUCCAUGAUUGUAGAAAAAUAUACUUUUCUUGUCGAUUCACUUGGAGCUGGUACAGGGUCAUGGUUGAAAGCAAUCACUAAUCGAUUCAAAAACAUGCGUAGAAAGAAGACAAAUUCAACAACAAGAUCUGUCUGUGUGUCUCAAACUACACAAAAGCAGCCAGAAGCAAAUAUGAAAAGACGUAAGCUGUAUGAUGUUUAUGAUAUGGAUAAUGGUGAGACUGCAGAAACGUGCGAAGAACAUAAAAAAAGCCAUGGUAACCGAGAUGACGAAAACAAACAAAAGAUAUAGACUAAUUAAAGAGCUCAUGGAGUUGACCUACCCCUACCGGCGCCAACAAUUUAUAAAUGAACCAAAAGUGUUGAAUGAGCUACUGACUGAGUAUCCAGCU
Messenger RNA from Xenia sp. Carnegie-2017, 598 nucleotides. RefSeq lists its product as uncharacterized. The coding region runs from base 40 to 498 and encodes 152 amino acids. The transcript has 2 exons. The record is from RefSeq and is a predicted model, not a curated record. NCBI's taxonomy places the organism in Eukaryota, Metazoa, Cnidaria, Anthozoa, Malacalcyonacea, Xeniidae.